Zootermopsis nevadensis is the source of this 9933-nucleotide messenger RNA. NCBI's taxonomy places the organism in Eukaryota, Metazoa, Arthropoda, Insecta, Blattodea, Termopsidae. The record is from RefSeq and is a predicted model, not a curated record.
UUCGUCAUGCGUGUUUUAGGGUCUUCAGGUUGCUGCUGAGGCCCGACCACGCCAUCUUCAGUCCUGACGCUGUGUUCGAGGGCUCUUCGGGGCGCCAGUUGUACUUCGACCCCGGCAAGGUGUACGUCGGCACCCUGGAGGACGACGAAAUGGCAGAGGUGCGAGGUCUGGUGACAGAAGACGGUCUGUUCGAUGGUACCAUCUCGACGCGUUUUGAAGAUUUUUAUAUAGAGCCAGUUAGACGCUACGUGAAACAAAACACGAGCGCGCCUCAUUUCCAUACCAUUGUGUACCGAUCAUCAGAUGUCUACGGUCCGCAGUUAACUCAGCCCUGCGCCUCGCAGAUCCUGCACAUCAACCACAAUGCACCGCGAGACAUAAACGAAGAUCUCACAGCGUCAGUUCGAAGAAAGGAAACGAAUCUCGGGGACUGCGAGAUUGAAUGUGGUCGUGACAAUUGGAACGCGGCGGAUAUAAAUGAAGAUCGGGCUAUAACAACUGAAAAUAAACGAACGCUCGACGUCUCUGAAUCUACCAAAGGGAAAUUGGUUUCUGAUACAAUAGAGAGCGGACUUGAAAAUAAAUUAAGUAAAGUAAAUCAUAUAAAAGGAUUAGUAGAAAAAGAACACAGAAUAAAUCUCGAGGAAAACGAGACUAUGAUAGUCGGCAACGAUGCUCAUGUUUACAGCCAGUCAAACAAAGUAAAUGAUCCAGGAUUUGAUGCUGUUAUUCGUUCUCACAGAAAAAACAGACGGAAGAGAUGGCCCAGUGACGAAGUGCCACUGUCAGCAGGCUCCAGCAACCCCUCCACGCCCCCCCGCCACACCAGUCGUCUGGAUACGUAUUAUUAUAAUCCGAAUGUGUUUUACGAUUUUCCGAACGAAAGCCUGUCCUCUACCGGCAGUCCCGACGAAGUGAUUAGUGUAAGGCAUGUCCACAAGCGCGCCACUGUCGACCCCAAGAAGACAACUUGUAUGCUGUAUCUGCAGGCUGAUCACCUUUUCUACCAGAAGUACGGGACAGAGGAGGCGUGCAUCGAGGUCAUGACGAGGCACGUGCAGCGCGUGAACUCCAUCUACAAGACGACAGACUUCAACCAGGAUGGGAAGCCCGAUAACAUCAGCUUCAUGGUGAAACGGAUCAAGGUGUAUUCAAUGGAUGCGCUCAAGGACACUACCUACAGGUUCCCGCUCAACUACGGCGUCGAGAAGUUCCUGGAACUUUUCUCAGAGGAGGAUUAUGAUCAAUUCUGUCUGGCUUACAUGUUCACCUACCGAGACUUUGAGAUGGGAACAUUAGGUCUGGCUUGGACAGGAGACCUCAAGAACGCUGGUGGUGUGUGUGAAAAGAACGGGCAUUACCGAGGGAGCAUGAAGAGCCUAAACACCGGGAUCGUGACACUUCUUAACUACGGAAAGCACGUUCCCCCUGCCGUCUCGCACGUCACACUUGCUCAUGAGAUUGGUCACAACUUCGGCUCACCACAUGACCCUGAUUUAUGCACUCCUGGUGGUGAUGAUGGUAACUUCAUUAUGUUUGCACGGGCAACGUCAGGAGACAAGAGGAAUAAUAACAAGUUCUCGCCGUGCAGUCUGAACAGUAUCAACCCCGUUUUGAAUGCAAAGGCUCGUAGUCCUAAGGGUUGCUUCACAGAACCACAGGCUGCCAUCUGUGGGAAUGGAGUAGUGGAAGUCGGAGAGGAAUGCGACUGCGGCUGGGAGGAGGACUGUCGAGAUGAGUGCUGCUUCCCACAGCGCAGGUACCCACCGCCUGAAGAGCCGCCUUGUAAACUCACUCCACAUAGCAUAUGCAGCCCCUCACAGGGUCCUUGCUGUACCUCAUCGUGUGAGCUCAAGUAUGGAGACAAGUGCCGAGAUGACAAUGGCUGUCGAGACGCAAGUUUCUGCGACGGACGCGGACCACACUGCCCGCCCUCUAUCAAUAAACCCAACAAGACAAUCUGCAAUGAAGAGUUUGUGUGUUUCAUGGGCGAGUGCACAGGCUCCAUCUGCCUUGCAUUCGGACUUGAAUCCUGUCAGUGUAUUCCCGGACCACACGACCCCAAAACAAAGGCCUGCGAGCUGUGCUGUAAGCUGCCUGGAGACAACCAGCCAUGUCUGUCAUCUUUCGACUGGAACACGACCCCGUACGACAUGCCGGACCUGUUCUCCAAGCCAGGAACGCCUUGCAAUGACUACAACGGGUACUGCGAUGUCUUUCAGAAGUGCAGAGAGGUGGACCCAUCAGGGCCACUCGCCACGUUACGCAAGCUGCUGCUGUCAGAUGAGAGCAUUGCAUCAUUCAAGCGGUGGGUCACUGACCACUGGUACGCUGUUUUACUCAUCGUGUUAGCAGCCCUGUUGAUUCUGGUCCUGAGCACAAAAUUCCUUGGCAAGCGCCCAGAUCGGAAGCUCAAGUCUGUCACCAUCAUUCACAGUUCAACAACCGAAACUGUCCGUCUGCCACCAGAAGGGGAUGGCGGUCAGGUAACCAUUCACCCAGCCGUCCGGUCAAAACUUCCUUUCAAACGUAAAGUGCGUGAGAAGCAUCACUUACACCGACGCAGGACAAAGAUCAAAGAUGCAGCCACCAACAACAAUGGUAAUAGCAACAAUAAUAAUUCUACUCCAAAAAAGGCGUUAAACAGAAAUAAGAAAGUAAAAAAGACGACAGCGGCAACAGCUGUCAGUGGGGAUGAAGUGAAGAACAGUGGGGUGGUGGCUGAGGAAGUGGCGCUUCAGAGGAAAUUAAAGAAGGCACAGCAACAGGCAAAAGGAAAGAAGAAAAAGAAGAAGGAAGUGAUAGACUACAGUGCAAUGCAGAGUGAUAAAAAGAAGUUAGGUGUGGUGUUGGGCUUGUCUGACAAGGGUUCUGCCCCUGUUGGAAAGGUCCAAAAGUUGUUGUUGAACUCCCAGCUACCUGUUGACUCAAAAUUACUUCCUAAAUCAAAGUCGGCUCCGAUCGGUCUGACGGGAGCUGCCAGGAGUCCAGUGAGGACUCGAGCUCCUGCCGUGUUGCGUCACAGCAGAAGUGAAAAGCCCAAGUCGCGAAGCACUGGGAACCUGAAAGGUGUUAAUAAAAACUGUAUUGAGAAGGAGAAGUUAAGACUACAAGUUGUCUACAGGCCACCAUUCAAGUUUAGUCUCAAGUUACACAAGGCUGAGAAAGGUUCUGGAGCAUCAGCAACUGUUGUUGUGGACAAGAGCCACCGAAGGUCUGUUCCAGGGGAUCUCAAGCGAGGCGGAGGAGGAGGUGUUAGCGGCGGAGCUCGGGCUGCCAUGCUCCUGAGGUCGAGAGACCGCAGGAGGAUGGCAGACAAUCGGAAGCCCGAAGUUAAGGAGGCGGUGACUGCCGCGACGGCACCAGCAUCUCCAGCCGUGUCUGCAGCACCGAUGCUACAGCCAUCCCUACCGACUCCAACCGUAAACCAAAACAAGGAACGAGACGAAGAUAUAGACUCUAAUAUCCACACUGUGCCAUCAGACCUAGAGGUGCUGCUGUCAGAGAGUGAGUUCCUCUUCUCUGAUGCAUGUUCAACAACCGAAACUGUCCGUCUGCCACCAGAAGGGGAUGGCGGUCAGGUAACCAUUCACCCAGCCGUCCGGUCAAAACUUCCUUUCAAACGUAAAGUGCGUGAGAAGCAUCACUUACACCGACGCAGGACAAAGAUCAAAGAUGCAGCCACCAACAACAAUGGUAAUAGCAACAAUAAUAAUUCUACUCCAAAAAAGGCGUUAAACAGAAAUAAGAAAGUAAAAAAGACGACAGCGGCAACAGCUGUCAGUGGGGAUGAAGUGAAGAACAGUGGGGUGGUGGCUGAGGAAGUGGCGCUUCAGAGGAAAUUAAAGAAGGCGCAGCAACAGGCAAAAGGAAAGAAGAAAAAGAAGAAGGAAGUGAUAGACUACAGUGCAAUGCAGAGUGAUAAAAAGAAGUUAGGUGUGGUGUUGGGCUUGUCUGACAAGGGUUCUGCCCCUGUUGGAAAGGUCCAAAAGUUGUUGUUGAACUCCCAGCUACCUGUUGACUCAAAAUUACUUCCUAAAUCAAAGUCGGCUCCGAUCGGUCUGACGGGAGCUGCCAGGAGUCCAGUGAGGACUCGAGCUCCUGCCGUGUUGCGUCACAGCAGAAGUGAAAAGCCCAAGUCGCGAAGCACUGGGAACCUGAAAGGUGUUAAUAAAAACUGUAUUGAGAAGGAGAAGUUAAGACUACAAGUUGUCUACAGGCCACCAUUCAAGUUUAGUCUCAAGUUACACAAGGCUGAGAAAGGUUCUGGAGCAUCAGCAACUGUUGUUGUGGACAAGAGCCACCGAAGGUCUGUUCCAGGGGAUCUCAAGCGAGGCGGAGGAGGAGGUGUUAGCGGCGGAGCUCGGGCUGCCAUGCUCCUGAGGUCGAGAGACCGCAGGAGGAUGGCAGACAAUCGGAAGCCCGAAGUUAAGGAGGCGGUGACUGCCGCGACGGCACCAGCAUCUCCAGCCGUGUCUGCAGCACCGAUGCUACAGCCAUCCCUACCGACUCCAACCGUAAACCAAAACAAGGAACGAGACGAAGAUAUAGACUCUAAUAUCCACACUGUGCCAUCAGACCUAGAGGUGCUGCUGUCAGAGAGUGAGUUCCUCUUCUCUGAUGCAUGACAACGGACAUCAAUUUUUCCAUUCCAUUUCCUUCCAGAACUGUCGGUGUCCAUGACUCUGAAGUACGCUUUUAUACACAAGUACUUAAUCUCAUACAUGAUACUGAGACUUACUUACAUUUGAGAUUUUUUUUUUUUUAAUGUGCCAAAUAGUUGCAAGUUGUGAAACCAAAGUAAGGUGAAAUAUGUGAUAACAGGAGAAGGUGGUUUCCAUUAGCAUUUUCUCCAUUCAAAGUUUUUGCCGAGUUAAACUCUGAGUCACUCCACUCUUGUGACAGACUUCUGAAAUGUCUUAACCUUACCUUGAAUCUUAAAGCCAGGAUUUGGUCCUUUACGUGAAAAAAUAGAAGGCAUUUUGUAUUUAACCGAGAUCUUUGCUAAAGACGAUGAACAAAUCAGCAGAUUAGACUGUGGACCGAACAUCCCACUGCACUGUGCGUCUUCAUUACCACAGUACAAAUCAGACCUAUGUGUGUGGGCCGUGGUGGCAGCCUCAUCAAACCUCUUACAGUCAGAUGCUUUAUAAAAAUUGUAAUACAUUGGCCAAGGAUGAAUUUUCCAUGUAAAACUGUUUGUGUACCAUGAUGGCACCAAGCCCUUAACAUCAUAAGUAGUCAAAGAAAUAUGCGCGACUCAUUUGGAACUAAAUGGGUCCUUCCUACAUUGCUAGUAAAUAAUUUUUGUAGGUUUGUGUUUAGGCAGCCACUCUGACUGUUGUUGUCUGCCUGACAUUUAAAACAGGCCGCUGUCCUUCAGUACGGGGACCACACUGCCCUCCCAGUCGUAGCAUUCGCCACGCGUGAUACACACAGUCAACAUACUUUAAACUUCCUUCUCACCUGAGGUGAUAGGUUUGUUCUUAUGUGAAGAAUGGAUGUGCUUCGUACAAGACGAGCAUCAACCUUUAUGAGCCCCCUUAAUUUUAUCGAAUUAACUUAGUAAAACUAACACUGUUUAUAAUCUCAUUCAUAAAUCAUACUCAUAAUAUCUUUGUUCUUAUUAAUGUGUAAUCAGUCGAUAUAGCAUCAACACAUUAAAUAAUCCUUGAUUUGAAGCUUUUGCUGUGACUAGACUCAAUAAAAUCUUGUUUCUAUAAAUGACUAAUUCACUUUUAUGUUUGUAGCAAUUCCUUUAACAUUAUUUGCUAAAUUAAAUGUAUUUCUUCGAUUCUUGCCAUGGGUGUUAUUACCUCUGAAACAGAUUCCUUGAAAAGGGUGGGCAGAGGCCACAGCUGACAACAUUCACCACAAGGAUUUUUUUUUUAGCAGCUAUAGAACGGGUAUUUUAGAUAUAACACGUAGAGUGAUAACAUUCCUGGCCAUCAGUAUUACUUAUUUAAAGUGGAACAAGUUCCAAAAUUCUUGCAAAUGAAGCCAUGAUUUGGUUAUGAAGCUGACUGCCAGGGUCUGAUUAUAUUCGCCUCUUUGCAAGACAUUGCGACGACAUGGGCAGUAAGAAAGGUGUUGUGAAAUUACAUCGAGAUGUCUGGCAAAUGGAGGAAAUGACAGUUUUACAAAUGUACAUUCCAUAUAAUAGGUGUUACUGUUUAUGUGUAUAAUGCAAUGAUUGACUUCACAAAUGGAUGUGUUAUCUCCUCCAUCUUGCCCGUUUGUAUAGCAGUGUCAGAUUAUAACAAAUGUAUUCUUAUCACCAGAAUAGUCAAGACUCCCAAGACUUUAUUUUAAACCAAGUUCAGAAAAUAUUUUUCUGAGCGAUCGCUUCUCUGUGUAACUGAAGUUGGUAAUUUGUACAUAUAUUACAAUCAUGAAGUGAUCAAGUGAUUUCAAGGUUAAGCAAAUUAUGUGUUUCCUGAGUGUAUGUGCGUAACACAUGAAGUGAAUGUCACAGCUGAGUGGUUAACACUCCUACUCUGCAUUUCAGGAGGUCCCAAAUUCAGAUCUUUGUCCAGUAACCAGCUAUCCUGAUUGUUUUUUCAUGGUUUUCCUCAGUACCUCAGACUUUGUAGGGUCUUCUUGUCCCACGGAAAUAUUUAGGCAUUUUAAUUUAAACUUCAGAUUUAGUACGAAAAUACGUAAUAAGACAUUACACUUUUUCCAGCAAUUUAUUCCAGACCAUAAUUAAGUAAAGGUAAAAUUCGCGGCUUGUUCCCCAGCCUUUGGUGUUGGUUGUCUGCCUGUAACAUUAUAUAAAAGCAGCCUGGCAGAGCAUUCCUUAACACCACAGUCUGGUUUGAAGAACAGGUGUCAAUGUUCAGUGUUUUAACAAACUGACACAGCAGAUGUAAUAUAUUUUACAAAGUUAUCUGUAAUGUUUUAAAUGUUGACUAUUCUGGUUACUAAGAAAUUAACAGAUAUAAUAUAAAUAUAAAACGUGUGUGUUGGAUGUAAUAGAGUCCUUAGCACAGACAAGAUGUGCAUUAGAGGUGAGCAGUACACCGGUAAUGGUUCUUAAUCACUUUUAUUUGAAAUGCUGGUGGCGACUGAAGUUGCUUAUAUUCCCCGCCUACCGAGACCCAUUCCUGCACUGUAUCCACAGAAGAUACCUGUGUGGGCAGUAACCAGUUAGAACCAGAGUGUUGAAUCACUGGUAUGAAGACUAGUGACUGAAAUCACUGUUUACAUUUCAGUAUCUCCCUGUAACGGGCAGCGAAGUAGCGGGUAACCAGUUAGGCACUGGAAUGAUUUGAAUCACUGGCUGGUGAUGUCGUAACUAACAAGACGGUGAACAAUGAAAUGGAAGUCAUUCUCACCCUCCUCAGUUCUCAUUUCUUUUGCUGGUACUUAAAUACGAACUGAACGCUACCUUAUUUUUCUGUGUUUCAAUUUUUAUUAUUCCAAAGAAUUUAGGACAUUGCAAAUGGUAUUCCUACCAUUUUUUAUGACUUUAAAUUCAAAACACAUUUCUCAUACAUCUAGUUCUAAUGGAGUAUGCGUUGUGAAGAAAGUUAUGACCUUGGUUAGAAGUUUAUAUAGUAUCAUUAAAUGAUAAAUUGACCGAUUUUUCAUCGUAUGCAACAAGCUGCAAAUUUACACUGUGAAUACUCAAGUGCCCGUCUUCUGUACCACUGUUUCAGCUUCCAGAACCUCAUGUCUGUCCAUUGUUUUACCAGCUUAUUUGUCUGUCGAGCAAACUGGUAACCUAACCGUACCAGUGAACACGGUUACUGCUUAAAAUCACCAUUCCUCACAAAUAAUGUUUUAAUGGUGGUUCAAAAUUAACUAGAUUGCUCACCUCUAGUGUAUGCGAGUGUGUUGAAGCCGUGGACUGGCCAGCACUUUCUUCAUGCCCACAUGACGUGUCGUCGUGCAGCUUGCUUUGGUCUAGUAACUGCAGCGUGCUCUGUCGUAACUCCUGCCAAAACCAAUUGAGCCUUCCUACAUACUCCGGUGCAGAACUCUUUUAUGCUCCAACUUUUUUUCUAACUUAUUUUGCUAGAGGAAUCAAUUUUUCUGCAAAGCCUGUGUAGCUCUUCUAUUACAUGGUUGUGCAUUGUUUUGAGUUGUUUUUGUAUUUGACAUGAUGUUGGGAUGAAUAAACAAAGAGGGAGAUAAUUGUUCAGUAAUGUAAUUUUUGUGCCGCAGUGGUCUAUGAUGCAUUAGAGGCACGCGAAACAAUUGCCAAUGCCGUGUGACCUCAGCAUUCACAGAUACACUUACUUACUCUUACAGUCAUUACGAAUAAUAUUACUAACUAGUGUGUCAGUUAUUGAUCUUUAUUCUUUUUGUUUGGGAGGUGUACAGUUGAAACUCUGGUUUUUAUGGUAUCAGCCCUAACGUUCUUCAAAAUAUUUCACAGGACUUAUAUAACAAUAAAUAGGUGGAAGAAACUGAUUUCCUGUGCCAAAGGUGUUGAAUUAGAAUCCUGCCAAAUAUAGAUCCGGUUAAUUUUGCUUUUCAAUCUUAACCUCAAUUUGACAGUAGUGAAUACAUGUCUAUCUUGAUUCAGAGGCCACUUUCAUCUGGUCAUCAGUUUUGCCAUCUUCCUAAUCAUUUCACAUAAUAUAAUCUGUUAUGCAGUUGCUCCACCUGAGGAAAUGCUCUCUUCAUCUGAUGGCAGUAACAGAACUUCAGUGAAUAAGACAGAUACUUAAUUUUAACAUCUGCAGUCUUACACUGCAUGAAUGUUACUGCUUUAUUUAAAAUGAUUUUGCAGUCCAUUUCUUACAUGUGAAAAUUAUUUUUAACAUUUUACUUUUAUUACAACAUUGUAUAGUAUGUUUUAUAACAAUGAAAUUACUGAAAUUGUUGUAAGUCAAUCACCUUAUGAAAAUUAUACACAUUGUACACUUUGUUGUACUUCCACUUACUUGUUGUGUAUCUCCUUAGAAAUAUGAAAUUUUUCAAUGGUACUGAUUUACAGUAUCCAUUUUAUCUGAGCUUUUAAAUGUAUCAAAAAAUAUUACAGAUGAUGUAACAUAAAAAAAUAUAUUUUCUUUAUUUUGGAAGCAUGAGAAAUUAAACACAAUUUUAAUCUUUAGUACAAUACAAAAAAAGUUUCUGCAAAAUGGAGUAUUUGGUUUCAGAUGUUGUUAAAAGUAUAAUGGAACUUGUACAAAUACUUCUGCCGUCCGUACAAUGUAACUUCUUUGCAGCGCCUGCUGUUAACAGACGGUACUGACAAUCUAUAAAUAUGAAACUGUGGCUUUCUCAAUGUUAGUCUUAACACAAACUCCUCUCGCAAAACUGUGUCUCUGAGAAGUAUUGUUACUUUUAUUAAGGUUCUGAAGGACUUCAAAAAUACUUCUUCAUCAGCUUUGUACAUAACCUUAAAUGUCUUACUAUUCCCUGAAUCAAUAUUGACCAUAUGUAUUAUGGAUUUAUGCAAUUUUGGAGAGUUUGAGACUCCUACAGUUGACUGAAUUACAUUAUGUACGAAUAAAUGUUAAACAGAUGAGAACCAAUUAUCCAGCAACUGCAGAGGCAUCUUCCUUAAAGGCUGCUCAAUCUGCAACAUCAUGUAGCUGAUUAUGUAGCACUCCAGUAAGGUUAUGUUUAUAAGAAAGAAAAGAUUACCAUAAGAAUGAUGGAAUUGUCUUGAUAUUGUGAUCCCAUUGUGUUAUUUUCUUCACAAGUACAGGUAACUUCGGAGCCAUCAACACAACUUAUAAUAUAUUAAAAAAUAUUACUUUAUUUUAAUAUUCAUGAUAUUUUGACUGUGUCAGAAUGACAGAAUGAACUUUAUUUCAGUUUUGAGAUUUUAUGAUUUUACAGUGAUGAAAACAUGUAUUGUGAUCUUCUGGGUUGUGAUGCCAAAUAUUCUAGGACUGAUUUACAGUUUCACAGGAGCACAUAACUCCAUGUUUAGUGUACAACAACACGCCUGAAUAAAUGUUACAGUGAGCACAA